CAUUUGCUGAACUGGCUGCAUUGCUCCAUGCCAAAUCCUUUAAGACAAAUGCAGGAUAUAUUUGGUGUUUGCAGGAUAGCAGAUGUUUUACAUUGGGAGCCAGUACAACAUUUUUUUUUCUGUAUGUUCAUCUAUCUUUUGUUUGUAUAUCAAGCAGCUGUCUUUUUGAAUAAGGAAGGAUCAAAUAAUUACAUGAAAAAGUGCAACUCUUUUCAACAUCUGACAGCUUUUUUUCCAUGAGAAGAUGGUAAUGUUGACUCUGGAAGCCUCAUGGAGUGCUGGCUGCUGCAGGCUAGGAAACAUCACUAGCACUAGGGCCAUGUGGGACCUCUCCUUAAAAAAGAAAAAAACUUUGAGAUUUUUUCACAGCCCAUUGUAAGCAAUCAGGCAAAUAGAAGCUUGCAGUCGUGCAGUGCACAGGCACUUCUCCUUUCCAGAAGGCAGAGAGCAAUGCUCAGUCUACUGACAGGCGAGCCAGCAGACCGACAAGACGUCAGGACAUGUUCUCAUAGCACUAACAGAUGGUAACAACACCAGUGGGUCUUCUGAAGCCCACUUUCCUUCUCCUGUGUGACUGCUCCUGAAUGCACAUUCAACCUCUUCUACUGCUGUCAGUGAAGACCUGCAGAUGCACUCAACUACAGGCUUACUUUUCAACCUUGCAUCUGUCUCUGCAUUCAUACCAAAACUGCACCCGCGAGAAGAGGAUACACAUGUUUUAUUGACAGAGCCACAGGUGGUUUGAGUUUGAGCUGUUGGUGGACUGGAAGGGCUUUUCCUGUGUGGUGAGCUGUGGCAUCUUUGGAGCCAGUAUGUUGCCUAUGGUUGUGACAUGUUUGGUAUUCAUCCUGCUGGGCUCGGGGCAAGCGCAGGUUGCCACACAGACUCGGGGGCAGAGCCAGAGUCGGGGCCAGGGGCAGGACAGCUCUGCUACCCCUUGGAGGCAGGUGAUUCAGUGGGAGAACAAUGGCCGCAUGUAUAGCUUGCUGAACAGUGGAGCUGAAUAUGUCCCUGCUGGGACGGGGGCCCAGGACAGAGGUCCUAGGGUGGUUGUAGCAGAUACACGUUCACGCUCUUCACAAAGACCUCAGAGAGGCAAUGUCCGCAGACAGGCACCAUCAAGAGGGUCCUCUGAGACUGUCCGUGGGCAGGCCAGGCAUCCUUUCGGCUUUGGGCAAGUUCCUGAUAACUGGAGACAAACUGCAGGCACCACAGGUGGUAGCCACUUUCAGGGAUCCUCUAGCACUCGCUUCAGGCCAUCCACUGGCUCUUCAUUUUCAUCAUCCUCAUCAUCCUUUUCUUCAUCUUCUUAUAACGUACCAUCCUACCAACAGUACCCAUUGCCUCAACAGCCUCCCUUCCAACCAGUACCUUAUGACCCUAGUUUUGGGGACGGACAAGUCAGGAACUACGAGCCACCCUUUCAGCCUGUCGUCGGUGGAGGAUAUGGUGGUGGAGGGUAUGGUGCUGGACGGGGAUACACUGGAGGAGGGUUUGGAGGUGGUGUGGCCCCUGUGCUCCCAGGCUCUCCUUCUGACUUUGCUGAAGAUGGUUACCACUUCUACCAGUCUUAUGGCUACGGGCCCAAUCCUGUGGUUCCUGCACGUGCUGCCCAACCACCAUUUUCAGAUGGUCUGGACCACAGAUACACCCACAGUAUCUACAACGAGGACUCUGCUCCAGCUGUCCCUGCCCCUGCUGUCCCUGCCCCUGACGCUAAUCACGCCACUCCUGUGGUAGUGGACAGGACAGGAGCAGCCGGUCAACCACCAAUCAGGAGCCCUCAGUAUGAGCAGUUUCCUCCAUUUGGAAGACCCCAACCUCCCUUCAUGCAGCCCAUUCCUCCAGGCAGAAAUUCUCCAAACUCUGCCCCUGAGAAUCCCAGUGUCAAUGUCGGGAGUGUGUACCGACCAGAACAGAGAGGUUUGCCUGACCUGGUUCCUGAUCCCAACUAUGUCCAGGCUUCCACAUACAUCCAGAGAGCCCACAUGUACUCCCUCCGCUGUGCUGCUGAGGAAAAAUGCCUAUCAAGCUCUGCCUAUGGCUCCGAGACCACCGACUAUGAUGUUAGAGUCCUUCUACGUUUCCCACAGAGGGUGAAGAACAAGGGUACUGCUGACUUCAUGCCUAACAGGCCACGUCAUACCUGGGAGUGGCACAGCUGUCAUCAGCACUACCACAGUAUGGACGAGUUCAGCCAUUAUGAUUUACUGGAGGCCAGCUCUGGCCGCAAAGUCGCAGAGGGACACAAGGCUAGCUUCUGUCUAGAAGACACAACCUGUGACUUUGGUCACCUGAAGCGUUAUGCCUGCACCGCUCACACUCAGGGUCUGAGCCCAGGCUGCUAUGAUACAUACAAUGCUGAUAUUGACUGCCAGUGGAUUGACAUCACAGACAUCCAGCCUGGAAACUACGUACUAAAACUCCAGGUCAAUCCCAAGUUCUUGGUGCUGGAAUCAGAUUUUACCAACAAUGUGGUCAGGUGUAACAUUCACUACACAGGACGGUUUGUUACAACAACCAACUGCAAGAUCGCACAGUCAUGAUCAGGCACUGGAAGGCUGCCACGCUAGAGUGACCCUGAUUGCUAUUCCAUUGAAAUGUGAAUGGAAUCCAUUUGUUGUUCGUCUUUACUGUUUUUCGUGCUGUUUUGGUAUCCUGGGCCCAUGGCAAGUGAGGGAUCCACUGGCACUGAUAAGAAUGUGGGGGUUUAAAGUAAGCACACACACACUGCAUAUUGCAUAAUGCAUUUUGCACAUUGAUAUCCCAUUAAUGACAGUUCAGAUCCCUGCAAUCUAUGUUAUAAUAUUGUCUUAUCAAAAACAUAUAUUAUAUUGCAACUAGCCACCCCAGUUUGUUUACAUGCUUUUGACACAUCAUUGACUUUCAAAAGAGGCGUUUACUGUAUCUACACACAGCAAGAAACAUCUAUCCACAGCUCCUGCAGAGUGUCUCUGUUUAAAUUAUUAAAGUGAGAAACGUUGCUGGUGCUGAAACGAGUGGUUCCCGACACAUCAGUGUUCAGCUGCAAUCCAACAAAUAAAAUUAGGGGACAAAGUCUUCCCAGGUGCAUUCAUCCAUGCAGCACGGGGACAGACAGAAAGGCCCAGUGACUCAGAAGAACCACAGUAUAAUGUGUUAGUUGUUUUCUCGCUCUUUCUCUCUCUCUCUUUCUCUCUCUCUCUCUCUCUCUUCACUGCCGCAAUGGGUCUGACUCAGAUAUUGCGAUUCUCUGGGCACGUCUUGUUUAAUGUUGUGUUAACAGCAAGAGGAAGACAGCAGGUCAUAUUUGCAUUUGUCUUCUCGUCAAAUUGUAAGUCAACAUAAAGACAAACUGUCAGCACUGGGUGCUGUACUCCUCUAAAUCCUUGCAUAUUCAAAUUGUGCCCCCAUUCGUCCUUUCUUAAUUCAGUUCAACAGGAACAGGAAGCUCAACUGGCAGAAAAGGGCACUUUCCAGAAUACAAGACUCACAGUAUGUAAGCUGUACGUUUACACUGCUUUGGGGUUUCUUCUUCAGCUACCAACACUGGUCAGGUGGCACAUAGGUCAUCUAUACCUUUUGAAGAAUGUAUAUACAAAUAUUCCACUGAUGCAUGACUUAAAUGAUGGAAAGUAUUUUGUUGUAACUGAUUAUAUUUGUUUAUCCAGUUUACCUGUUACUGUAAUUUGUGAAAUUCAGUGAACUUCUAUAUAUUAUUUUUCUUGAUAAUCUGAAUUAUUCUCAGUUUUAUUAAAACUGUAUGUGUUAUUGGAGAAAAAACACUGCUAUAAACUUAGUAUUGUAAUGCAGAGUACCAGAAAGCCGUCUUGACCUACCUCUCCAACUGAGUGAGCUGUUGUUUCCUGUUAAGUGUUUGGUUUCCAUUGGAAAUUCCUGCGAUUGCUGACUGUGGCUUCCUACCACUCUGGUGUAACACACACCUACUGUAAAACCCCUGAAUCUAUUACAGAACACAUGAUUUGGGACUCAAAGAAAGAAAGAGUGAUAUCCAGUCUGAAUCCAGUCUGUCUGUAUUAAUCAAACCAUUACAAAGCACCAAAAUGUGUUAAAUUUGGUUGACUUUGAUUUGAUUUAUUGUUCAUUUUUAAAUUGCUAAUGUUGGAAAUUAAUUUUUGAAACAAAAUACUGUAAAUGCAGAACAAACCCAGCCUUAAGUACCAAGUUUAUUGGUCAUACACAGGCCUUUCAUAUUGUAAUGUAAAUACUACUUUUUUCUUUUCUUUUUUAUCUGCAACGUCCUCUUACUCCAGUAGCUCAUGAUUAUAUCUUAUGGUUAUGGAGAAAGAUGCAACCACAUGUGAUUCUGACAUUCAGUGGAACGACAGCACAAUAGUAGGUGACAGUUAUACAGCAUCUUUGACAUGUGAUGAAAUUUGUAUUUUUCUAACAGUGAACACCUGUCAAAAAUGUCAUAUACAAUAAAUACAUUUACACGUU
Molecule: messenger RNA, 4440 nt
Organism: Thunnus maccoyii (southern bluefin tuna)
Lineage: Eukaryota; Metazoa; Chordata; Actinopteri; Scombriformes; Scombridae
Gene: loxl1
Product: lysyl oxidase-like 1
Exons: 8
Coding region: 813-2546 (577 amino acids)
Biological process (GO): peptidyl-lysine oxidation
Molecular function (GO): protein-lysine 6-oxidase activity; copper ion binding
Source: RefSeq, a predicted model, not a curated record